GAUCAGAGCUCAGACUAGUUUCAGUUUUAAGGAAGAGAAACUCGCACAGUCACUGACACUGAGAGGAGAAAUGGCACAGAAAGGAGUUCAGCUGGACCGAGAAACCUUCUCUUGUUCCAUCUGUUUGGAUCUACUGAAGGAUCCGGUGACUACAGCCUGUGGACACAGCUACUGCAUGAACUGCAUUAAAAGUUUCUGGGAUGAAGAGGACAGGAAGGGAAUCCACAGCUGCCCUCAGUGCAGGAAGACUUUCACAGCGAGGCCUGUCCUGGAGAAAAACGUCAUGUUUGCAGCUUUAGUGGAGCAGCUGAAGAAGACUGGACUCCAAGCUGCUGCAGCUGAUCACUGCUAUGCUGGACCUGAAGAUGUGGAUGAACAUAAAGGCCAUGAAACAGUCCCAGCUGCAGCAGAAAGGACUGAGAAGCAGAAGGAGCUCGAGGUGAGACGACUCAACAUCCAGCAGAGAAUCCAGGAGCGAGAGAAAGAUGUGAAGCUGCUUCAGCAGGAGGUGGAGGCCAUCAAUGGCUCUGCUGAUAAAGCAGUGGAGCACAGUGAGAAGAUCUUCACUGAGCUGAUCCGUCUCAUCCAGAAAAGAAGCUCUGAUGUGAAGCAGCAGGUCAGAUCCCAGCAGGAAACUGAAGUGAGUCGAGUCAAAGAGCUUCAGGAGAAGCUGGAGCAGGAGAUUGCUGAGCUGAAGAGGAAAGACAGCGAGCUGGAGCAGCUCUCACACACAGAGGAUCACAACCAGUUUCUACACAACUACCCCUCACUGUCAGCACUCGGUGAGUCGACACACUCAUCCAGCAUCAAUAUCCGUCCUCUGAGCUACUUUGAGGAUGUGACAGCAGCUGUGUCAGAGACCAGAGAUAAACUACAGGACAUUCUGAGAGAGGAACGGACAAACAUCUCACUGACAGUCACUGAAGAGGACGUUUUACUGUCACCAGCAGAGCCAAAGACCAGAGCUGGAUUCUUAAAAUGUUCAUGUGACAUCACACUGGAUCCAAACACAGCAGACAGACUUUUGUUAUUAUCAGAGGGGAACAGAAAAGUAACAUUUAUGGAACAACAACAGUCUUAUUCUCAUCAUCCAGACAGAUUCACUGUGUAUUCUCAGGUCCUGAGUAGAGAGAGUCUGACUGGACGUUGUUACUGGGAGGUGGAGUGGAGAGGUGGAGGAGUUUGUGUAGGAGUCGCAUACAAGAAUAUCAGCAGAGCAGGGAGGGACUCUUUAUUUGGAAACAAUGACAAAUCUUGGGGAUUACGCUGUGACACAAACAGUUACAAAUUCUUUCACAACAAAGUCCAAACUGUCCUCUCAGGUCCUCGGUCCUCCAGAGUAGGAGUGUACCUGGAUCACAGAGCAGGUAUUCUGUCUUUCUACAGCGUCUCUGAAACCACGACUCUCCUCCACAGAGUCCAGACCACCUUCACUCAGCCGCUCUAUGCUGGACUUUGUCUUUUAGAUUAUGGAGCCACUGCAGAGUUGAUUAAAGUCAAACAGAGAAGACAGGUUCAUGUUGAUCCCUGAUCAUUAUAUGUACUUGUGUAGUGUCUAA
Oreochromis aureus is the source of this 1559-nucleotide messenger RNA. Its product is annotated as tripartite motif-containing protein 16-like protein. NCBI's taxonomy places the organism in Eukaryota, Metazoa, Chordata, Actinopteri, Cichliformes, Cichlidae. Gene Ontology annotation, molecular function: protein binding. The record is from RefSeq and is a predicted model, not a curated record. The transcript has 2 exons. Bases 71 to 1531 code for a protein of 486 amino acids.